Closterium sp. NIES-65 is the source of this 3482-nucleotide messenger RNA. NCBI's taxonomy places the organism in Eukaryota, Viridiplantae, Streptophyta, Zygnematophyceae, Desmidiales, Closteriaceae. The record is from the annotation of a GenBank genome assembly.
AUGAAACCUUACAAAAACAUUUACCACAUGCUUUUGUCCAACACGCAUGAGCAUCUUGAACAUGCAGGAAACAUCAUUGACUGGAUCUUAUCUUCUUUGUCUCCUUCUUUUUCUUUCUUUGCAACCAUUUAUUGCAAUACUCACUUGGUGCAGGAGAAACAGCCAAUCUCCCUCGUGUACGAGGACGAGCGUUGGGAGAAGACCAUUCGCUACUUCCUCACCCACCACGGCCAGCACAUCACUUCUCUUGAUCUCAUCUUCACAGAAAUGGACCAGCUGCCCUCCCUCCGCCCUUUGAUCACUCGCUGCAGCCCCUCUCUUUCCUCCUUCAGACUGAAGUUGCGGGGCUUCGUAACCAUGUUCGAUGAGCAUGAGUACAAGGACUGGACUCUCAGCUUCCUUCAAAACUGCUCGCACCUGCAGCGCCUGAAGCUGGGCCGAGGCAUGUGGAACCUCGACAAGAGUUGCGCGAAUGCCGCGUGGCUGAAAUCAAUCCGCCGUCUGACCCUGAAGCAGGUGGAUACGAGCCACGUGAACUUCGAAUAUAUUGAUUCCAUCACGCCGCAGCUGCACGAGUUCACGCUCUACCUGCACUGGCACCUCUCCCGUGGACCCGUCUUUGGCUCCCACGCUAUGACCUUCUCCUUCCCCAAUGCCCGCCUCCUCCGCUUCCGCUUUGCCAGCAACGAGUUCAAGCUCACCCUCUCUGUCUCCCCUGCACUCAAGACUCUCUCAGUGAUGGCCAAGUGGCUUGUUCUCUCCUGCAAGAGCACCGCUCCUCUUGCUCUCGACCACCUCUCGCUGUACGGCCAGGAGCGGCUCGUCAUUUCCUCCCUCCCCAUCGCAUCCGUGCGAGCUGCCUACCUCAAUGGCCCAGCCAGUGAUGAGGAAUCCAGCUGCCCCGGGAUCUCUUACCAGCUGCCCCCCUCCUGGCAGCACGUUCCCCGCGGCAUUUCCGGCUUUUCCUGGACCGAGUGGCUGCGCUCUAUAGCUCAAAACGUGGAGGUGCUUGUAGUGAGGCAUGGGAUUCCGAUCCACGAGGUGGGUGUGGAGUGGAGGAACCUGCGCAGCCUUGGGAUUGUCAUGCAUGCAGAGGGGCCGCACAACAAGGAGUGGGAGGCGACGGUGGAGAAUUAUAGGGCGUUUAUGGAGGACGGGGAGUUUGAUGAUGAUCUGGAUGAGGACGGUGGCUGGGGUGGGUGUUAUGGUGAUGAUGACGAGGAGGAAGAUGAUGAUGAGGAUGAGGAUGGUUUCGAUGAUGAUGAUGAGGAGGGUGAGUAUGGGGGGAGGGGCUGCGGUGGAGGAAGGGGAGGGAGUCGCAAGAAGAAGGCCCCUGCGAAGCCGCCUUCUAUCGAUGCUCCGAAUCUGCAGUUCUUCUUCCCCUCUCGCAAGGCGUGUGACGCCGCCACACUGGCUGCACUGCGGCAGGACUACCCCGCCCCUGGCGCUCUACUGUGUGGUGGACCGCUCCUUCUACUGGCAGAGGAAGGGGCAGCCGUGCAGGAGAGGCAGCCCAUCUCCCUCGUGUACAAGGAGAAGAGCUGGCAGAAGACCAUUCGCUACUUCCUCACGCGCCACGGCCAGAGCAUCACCUCCCUCCACCUCAUCUUCACCAACUUGCAGCAGCUCCCCACCCUCCGCCCCUUGAUCGCUCGCUGCAGCCCCUCCCUCUCCUCCUUCAGCAUCAAGCUGUGGGGCUUCGUGGACAGCGACGAGGAGCAGGAGGACGAAGCCUGGACUCUCGACUUCCUCACCGGCUGCUCGCGCCUGCACCAGCUGAAGCUGGGCUGGGGCAUGUGGAACCUUGACGAGAGCUGUGCGAAUGCAGCGUGGGUGAGGUCCAUCCGCUGCCUGACCCUGAAGCACAUGGAUAGGAGAUAUAGAAACUACAAGUUCCUCGAGUCGAUCACGCCGCAGCUGCACGAGUUCACGCUCUACGAGCACUGGCACCUCUCUCAUGGGCCCGUCUUUGGCUCCCACGUCAUGGAAUUCAACUUUUCCAAUGCCCGCCUCCUCCGCUUCCGCUUUGCCAGCAACGAGCUCAAGCUCAAGCUCACCGUGCCGCCCUCACUAAAGAGCCUAUCGGUGAUGGCCAAGUGGCUCGUGCUUUCCUGCAAGAGCACCGCCCCUCUCGCUCUCGACCACCUCUCGUUGUAUGGUCAGGAGCGCCUUGUCAUCUCCUCCCUCCACACCGCAUCCACGCGAGCCGUGUACCUCAAUGGGCCGGCCAGCGAUGAGGAAUCCAGCUGCCCGAGGCUCUCUGCUCAGCUGCCCCCUUCCUGGCAGCAUGUUCCAUACGGCAUCUCUAACUUCUCCUGGACCAACUGGCUGGGCUCCAUAGCGCAAAACGUUGAGGUACUUAUAGUGAGGCAUGGGAUCCCGAUCGAGGAGGUGGAUGAGGUGUGGAGGAACCUGCGCAGCCUUGGGAUUGUCGCGCACGCGAAGGGGGAGCAUAGUAAGGAGUGGGAGGCGACGCUGGAGAAUGACAGGGCGUUUAUGGAUGAUGGGGAGUAUGAUGAUGAUGAUAUGGAUAAUUAUGAUGAUGACGAGGAUAGUAUCAAGCUUCCCUCCAUCCGCGCUCCGAAUCUUCAGUUCCUGUUCUUCCCUUCCAGCAAGGCGUGUGAUGCGUCCACACUGGCUGCACUGCGGAAGGACUACCCCGCCCUAGCGCUCUACUGUGUGGUGGACCGUUCGUUCUACUGGCACAGGAAGGGCGAGAGGGUGAGCAAUGCGCCGCUCAAGCAUGUGCGGCAGGCAAAGAGCGGGAUGCUGCGGCAUAGGUUUCUUGAGAAGAAGCCGAAGAAUGUUAGGGAGAAGAUGUACAGUGUGAACAGGAAGCUGGUGGAGGGGUAUAGAGUUGAGGAGGAUGAGGCUCAUAUGUUGAAGUACAAAGGAAGUGUGGUGAACGGGCCGUUGGAUCACAUCCUCAUCAGCAUCGGCGCGCCUGGCAACUCCCUCGUAGGAGGCUGGGUGGUGAGUGCAUCGCUGCUCACAGCAGCGUGUGGCGCGCUCUCAGCCGGCUGGCUCGCCGACUCUGUGGGCAGGCGAACCACCUUCCUGCUGCUCUCGCUGCCCCUCGCACUCGGGAGUGCUCUCAGUGCCACAGCGUCAUCGGUGCCACAGAUGCUGGUGGGGCGUGCGCUCACAGGGCUGGCCUUUGGCGUCAUCUCCUGUGUUGUGCCCGUCUACAUCUCCGAGAUAGCGCCAGCAUCAGUGCGGGGUCGCCUGGGCUCGUUGAACCAGCUGGCCAUCUGUGUCGGCAUCCUCGCUGCUCUGCUCGCUGGUCUGCCCCUCGCUGCCAACCCCUCCUGGUGGAGGCAGAUAUUCUGGAUUGGAGUGGCACCAGCGGCCGCCCUGGCUGCAACUUUUAAGUCGACUCAAAAGUCACCACUUUCUUCUCCCCUGCCCCCCCGCCUCUCCGCCAAUCAGGUGGAGGCAGAUGUUUUGGAUUGGAGUGGCACCAGCGGCCGCCCUGGCUGCUG